Molecule: messenger RNA, 1641 nt
Organism: Aureococcus anophagefferens
Lineage: Eukaryota; Pelagophyceae; Pelagomonadales; Pelagomonadaceae
Exons: 1
Coding region: 1-1641 (546 amino acids)
Source: RefSeq, a predicted model, not a curated record
AUGGCGGCGACGGGCGGCGGGACCUUCGCGGCGACGCGGCCCACGACGCUGAAGCGGUCCGCGGGCCGGCCCGCGACGACGGCGACGCUGCGGCGGCCCCUCGCCGCGGCGGCCCUGCAGCGGCCGUCGACGUCCUGGCAGACGCGCGUCGCCCAGCGCGAGGCGCACCUCGCGGCGUCGACGCCGCGCUGGGCGAACCGCGACCGCGCGGCGGAGGAGCCCGCGCGGCGGCCCCUCGCGGACCGCGGGAACCGCGAGCCGCGCGGGCCGCGCGCGUACCCGGCGAAGAGGGCGCCGCCGCCGCCGCCGGACUUCCCCGACGGCUGGAGCCGCCGGGGCCGCGGGACGCUGGAGCGCGUGCGCGGCGGCGAGUACGUUUUCGAGGGCCGGAGCGCCGAGUCGCCGUGCCUCGCGCGCGCGCCGCCGCCGCGAACGCCCCGGGGCGAGGCCUACGAGGUCUCGGCCAAGUUCAAGCCCGCGCGCCACGUCGGCGACCACCUCCACGUCUGCCAGUCCUUCUUCCUCGCCUUCGAGAUCGUCGGCGACGCGUGGCUCGCCGCGGGCGUCUCGCGGGGCAACGUCGUCGUCGACAGCUUCCCGGGCGGCCGGCGGCUCGCCGAGGCGCGCGCGCCGGCGGCGUCGCGGCCCUGGCGCGAGGUCGCCGUCGCCGUGCGCGGCCGCGACGUCGCCGUGGCGCUCGACGGCGUCGAGCUGUUGCGGGUCUCGACGGACCGUCCGCGCGACGCGGCCGCGGGCCACGGCGUCAUGGUCUACAAGGCGCGGUGCUUCGUCAAGGACGUCGACCGCGAGCGGCGGGCCGUGGCCGCGCGGCCGCCGCCGGCGCGCGCGCGCGACCGGUUCCCGCGGUUCCGCGGCCGCGGCGACGUCGUCGUGCGCGCGGCGAACCGCACGGACGUCGGCCGCUUCUGCCGCGCGUGCGCCGGAGGCCUGGCCCUCGGCGGCGACGUCUGCGUCUGGCGCCGGGGCCUUGCGGUUCAUCGUUACCACGUCGCCUGCGCCGAGGCGGAAGGGGACGAGGCGGAGCCCGCGCCGACGUCGACGGACGACGCGCGGCCCUGGCGGGGCACCGCCGUCGCGGAGCCCGACGACCCCUCGAAGCUGUCGCCGCCGGUGCCGGCGCCGCGCCUCGCCGCGCUCGAGCGGUCGAUCUGCGCGCCGGGCACCUUCGACGGAGCGGACGACUGCGACAUCUGCCUCGCGCCGCUCGCGUCGAAGCCCGUCGUCCGCGUGCCCUGCCAGGGCGGCCACGUCUUCCACCUCGGCUGCCUCCGGCCCUGGCUCGCCAAGUGCUCGCUCUGCCCGAGGUGCCGGGGCGGUCUGAAAUUCCCGAAAACAGCGGGGGGCCCGGACGCGGCGGCGAAGCAGCACGCCGCCGUCGACGCGGCCGUGUUUCUGGGCGCGGGAGCGCGGGCCGACGAGCGCGCGCGCAUCGCGCGGCGGCACGCGGACGCGGCGGAGCGCCGCAUCGCCGAGGCCGCGGCCGCCGCGGCGACCGAGGCCGCGGCCGCCCGGCGGAAGGACGACGACGGCGACGCGCCGGGGGACGAGCUCCGGCCGCCGUCGCCGCCGGGCGUCGUCGCCGGCAUGAUGACGUGCGUCGGGGGGCUGCCGGCGUGCUAA